Plasmodium relictum is the source of this 1971-nucleotide messenger RNA. RefSeq names its product dolichyl-diphosphooligosaccharide--protein glycosyltransferase subunit 1, putative. Lineage: Eukaryota; Apicomplexa; Aconoidasida; Haemosporida; Plasmodiidae. Bases 1 to 1971 code for a protein of 656 amino acids. The transcript is spliced from 5 exons. The record is from RefSeq and is a predicted model, not a curated record. Gene Ontology annotation, cellular component: membrane; oligosaccharyltransferase complex.
AUGAAAUUUAUUUAUGUGAUUAUUUUAAAAUUUAUUUUAUUAUUUUCCGUCAAAGGAAAAUUAGAUUUACAUUUGUUUCAAAAUUUAGUUGACAUUGAUAUACAGUUUAUUAAUAUUUAUAAGGAGAAAAUAAAAGAGAAAUAUGUAAAGAAUUAUGAUACUUUAGUAUAUGAAAAUAUAAGUAAAAAUAUAAAUUUAAAAAAGAAUUAUGUUGAAACAACAAUAAAAGGAAAUUUAAAAAAUUUAAAUGAAGAUUCUGUUGAAAAAUUUAUCUUUUUAUUACCUUACCAUGAAGCUUUUCAGGCAACAAGUCUUCAUGUAAAAGAUGAAAACAAAAAUAAUUUAAAUUAUGAGAUAUUAAAUGAUAUAGAAGAUAUUGAACUGAUAGAUAUAGAUCAAUUUAAUUAUGAUUUCAAUAUAGAAUUAUUUAAAGUUAAAAUAUAUGAAAUCAUAUUAUAUAAAAAGUUAAAAAAGGAUGAAAAAGUCCAAGUAGAAUUCUUUUAUAUCCUAGGUCAACCCUAUUAUCCAUUUCCCAUUGAUAUAAAUCUUCUAGAAAAACAAAAUGUUUUAUUUUACUUGUCAUCAAAAAUUUUAUUGCCAUAUGAGGUAGAAGAAUCAGAAGAAACGAAAAUAAAUAUGUGUAAAAAAUGUACAAUUGUAAAAAUAGACGAUGAACAUUUUAUGAGAGGAUUUCAAAAAUUAAGUGAUGGUACCUAUGUUAAUGAAAAAAAAAAUAAUUUGAGAAGUUUCUCAUUAGGAAAUAAAGUUUUAUUUUAUUUUAUUUUAGAUCAUAAUUUAGGAUAUUUCGAAAAAGUUAUAAAAAAUAUAAAAAUAUCUCAUUUAGGUUUUGUAUAUGAAAAAGAAGAAUAUUUUUUAAAAAACAAUUCUGCAAGGAUAAAUAAAUUUGAUAGAUACCUACUAAGUGAUAUAGAAAAUAAAUAUACAUUAGAAGAAUCAAAAGAAAAAGAAUCUAGUAUUAUUUAUUCUUUCGAAUCAUUAAUAAAUUAUAAUAUUUAUGAAUAUAAUUACUAUGAUGAUUUAGGAAAUAUUUAUUUAAUCAAAGGAGAAGAAAUUUAUGAUAAAAAAAAAAAAAAAAACAAUAUAAAAUUUGAUCUUAAACCUAGAUAUCCACUUUUAGGAAAUUGGAAAGCUCACUUUUAUAAUUCCUUUUCACAUCAUUCUAAUAUAUUUAAAAUUAAAAACAAAAAAAAUUAUUAUGCUUAUAAAAUUGAUAUAUCACCAUCUAUUAAAUCUUUUUAUAUAAAAGAAUUAAACAUUAAAAUUGCAUUGCCUCUUUAUUCGAAAGAUAUUGCUAUAAAUAAAAAUUAUAAUUUAAAUAUUCAUACUACCAAAACAAAAGAUUGGCUUGACUUUUUUUCUUUUCGAAAUGUAAUUGAAAUUCAUGUUGAAAAAUUCUUUCCUAAAAUUGAUGAAAAUUAUUACCAAAAUUUCCUUGUAACCUAUAAGUUCAAAUUAUUUAAUAUUUUUAUGAAACCUCUUAUUAUUAUAUUAAUAUUUUUUUUUAUCAUCCUUUUCUUAUUUUUUAUAAAAAAAUUAUCAUUCAACUUUAAUACCACAAAAGAACAUUUAAUGAAAAUAGAAGAAGAUGAAAAUAGAAUUUUCAAAAAAAAAUGCAAAGAAUUAUAUGAAAAUCUGUCUUUUAUAUCUGAUAAAUUAAUUCAAUCAAUAGAUAAAUUAAAUUCAAAAGAUAAAAUAAAGUUGAAGGAAAGAUUAUUGAAAAUGGAAGAAAAAUGGACAUAUAACUUUAUAUAUUACACUAAAGAAUUUCAGGGAAAUUUUGAAAAUGCUACAAGAAACAAAAUGUUGCAAAAUUAUAUUGAUAAAUGUUUUAAUUAUUAUUCAGUUGUUAAAAAUUAUUUUGAUAUACAGUUAUCAGGAGAUACGAAUGCAGAUUUAAGUGAUAUAGAAUAUGCUGAAAAAGAAUUAAUGCUUUUAUUAAAAUAUAAUUAG